CAGGAUGGAAAUUCAGAGGCCACGAGCACACGAGCCCAGCCGGAAAAUACCAAAUUUCAGAGUUCGCCGGCUCGCCGCUGCCGCCAGCCCGACCAAUGGAGCUCACCGUCGUGCCCUCCAUCUCCCUCUCCCCGCUCCGCGCCCUCCCUCUCCCCACCAGGAGGGCGGCGCGGCGGCCGGCCUUCGCCUGCCGCUGCAGCUGCUCCCCGGACGCGUCCCAAGGGGCCACCCGGCGGUGGUUCGCCUCCCUCCUCACCGCCGCCGCAGCGGUCGGAGUUGGCGUGGCCGGAGGGGAAGCCGGCGCGGUGUCCACCAGCAGGAGGGCGCUCAGGGCGUCCAAGAUUCCGGAGAGUGAGUUCACCAGCCUGCCCAAUGGCCUCAAGUACUAUGACAUCAAGGUAGGAAGUGGGGCUAAAGCUGUUAAAGGAUCCCGUGUCGCGGUACAUUAUGUGGCCAAGUGGAAGGGCAUAACAUUCAUGACAAGCAGGCAGGGUCUCGGUGUUGGUGGUGGAACGCCAUACGGUUUUGAUGUUGGCAAUUCUGAGAGAGGCAAUGUUUUAAAAGGACUGGAUCUUGGGGUUGAGGGGAUGAAAGUUGGAGGACAGAGGUUGAUCAUCGUUCCUCCUGAACUGGCGUAUGGAAAGAAAGGUGUCCAAGAAAUUCCUCCAAAUGCAACUAUUGAGCUGGAUGUUGAGCUACUAUCAAUCAAGCAGAGUCCAUUCGGGACUCCUGUGAAGAUUGUCGAAGGAUAACUGUGCAUAGCUUUCUGAAGAGAAUGGUACAUGUGUGUGUGGUCAGGAGAGUGUUGCUCCUGGAAAAAGGCUAGUUUACCAAAAUAUGCUGGUGGUAUUGCAUUGAUAGUGGCAUGUGCACUCGUGUAAGAUUUUGAACUUUAUUGAAAUAUAGAAUUCUUUUCUGCUUA
Molecule: messenger RNA, 922 nt
Organism: Setaria italica (foxtail millet)
Lineage: Eukaryota; Viridiplantae; Streptophyta; Magnoliopsida; Poales; Poaceae
Product: peptidyl-prolyl cis-trans isomerase FKBP16-4, chloroplastic
Exons: 9
Coding region: 96-752 (218 amino acids)
Molecular function (GO): peptidyl-prolyl cis-trans isomerase activity
Source: RefSeq, a predicted model, not a curated record